Molecule: messenger RNA, 4080 nt
Organism: Daphnia pulicaria
Lineage: Eukaryota; Metazoa; Arthropoda; Branchiopoda; Diplostraca; Daphniidae
Product: epidermal growth factor receptor substrate 15-like 1
Exons: 16
Coding region: 95-3211 (1038 amino acids)
Biological process (GO): endosomal transport; endocytosis
Cellular component (GO): plasma membrane; cytoplasm; clathrin coat of coated pit
Molecular function (GO): protein binding; calcium ion binding
Source: RefSeq, a predicted model, not a curated record
GCUAAAGGCCGGUUGGGUACUGGCCUACUGGGGGGAGGAAUUGCCAGUGCAGUUCCCAAGCGGAAUUUUUUCGAACUAAGAAAAGUCUACCAAGAUGGCGGUAUUGCCAUCUCCGACUUUAGUCGCUGGACAGAACUAUGCAAUCUUCGAGGCUUGGUAUCGGCAUGUGGAUCCCAAAAACCUUGGAAGUAUUGGUGCACUUGAUGCUGCUAAUUUUCUAAAGAAAUCUGGAUUACAUACUUCUGUGCUAGGAAAGAUUUGGGAUCUGUCUGAUCCUCAAGGCAAAGGAUAUCUUGAUCAAAGUGGAUUUUUUACUGCAUUGAAACUAGUAGCCCUGGCACAGAAUGGAAUUGAAAUUAGUAUGAGCAACAUAUCAAGAGAAACCACACCACCAGAAAUGGGUGAACAGCCACCAGCUGUUAUACAAAAUGCAGUGACUACUACUUCACAGGGAUCCUUUUCAUCUUUGACUUCCCCAACAGGAAAUCAGCCCAAAACUUUUAAUUGGGUUGUCACUGCCACAGAUAGAUCAAAAUAUGAUGCACUUUUUGAUUCUUUAAGUCCUGUUGGUGGAAAAUUACCUGGAAACAAGGUGAAAGAAGUGUUGGUUAACUCGACCUUACCACUCGAAAGCCUAGGGAAAAUUUGGGACCUAUCUGACAUGGACCAUGACGGAGCGCUAGACCGGCAUGAGUUCAUUGUGGCAAUGCAUUUGGUUUACAAAGUCUUGGAUAAUUACCCAUUGCCGGUAAGUUUACCACCUGAAUUACUCUCAACCGUGCAAGAGUCUACUCUUCGACGUGGGUCGUCUCUUGCGGGGUCGGUAAGCGUCCUGCCUCCAGCAGUUUCAUCUCCGGAAAACGUUAAAGAUAUUGCGUCUAACGGCCAUGCAGUAACCUGGGUUGUCAGUGAAGCAGAAAAAAACAAAUAUGGAGCUUUAUUUCUGCAAGCAGAUAUGGAUCGCGACGGUUACGUAUCCGGCUUGGAAAUAAAAGACGUUUUCUUGCAAUCACGUCUACCGCAACCGAUUUUAGCUCAUAUAUGGGGGUUGUGUGAUGUUGGGCAGACAGGUAAAUUGAAUAGCGAGCAAUUUGCCCUUUCAAUGUGGCUUAUCCAACAAAAGGUUCAAGGAAGAGAAUUACCAACUGUGCUAACUCCUGAAAUGAUGCCGCCUUCUCUCCGCGCGAAAGACACCAAUGUUGAAGAGCUGACUCAUUCUGCCGAACUUGAGCAAAUCGCCAAAGAAAUUGAGAGUCUUAUUCGGGAGAAGCGUCAACUGGAAACAGAUGUGGCACAAAAGGAGGCAGACAUCCGAAUCAAGAAUGGUGAAGUUCGUAAUCUCCAGAGUGAACUCGACACUUUGUCGGCUACUUUGAAGCAGCUGGAAGUUCAAAAGAAGGAAGCACAAAAGAGACUGGACGACUUAGAUGCACAGCGCUCAGCUUUGGAGCAAGAUUUACAAGGAGUAGAGCGACAAAUUGAAGAGCAUGAAAAGCAGGUUCGUACAUUCCGGACCCAAGCAGAAGAGCAAGAGAACACGCUUCGAACACAGGAGGCAGAAGUUGCGGCUAAGAAACAGGAACUUAAUAAUUUACGCAGUGAAGAACUGCGCAUGGAGCAACAGAUGCAAGCGGCCAGCCUCCAACUUGACAAGCUCCAGAAUACACUGCAAGAUACUCACUUGCAAAUUAGUCAAAUUAAAGCUCGCAUGACGGUGUUGCAGGAACAUCAACAUCAGAUUGACGAGGCCUUGGUGGCCUAUGACGAAGCCUUAGAAACGGGAGAUCCCUCUCGAUUGGGCGAUAACGUCCUCCGCCCUAUUGCCUCAGUAGCUUCCGAUUCCGAUAUCUUACUCUCGCCAAACUCUGACCGCAACAAAGUGAACGGGGGAACGUCGCAUUUUAACGAUGGAGCGUUCGGUAGUGAUCCAUUUUCUAGUCUGAAUGGUCAGAAUCGUGGGUUUUCUGACUCAUCUAAUGGGGACCCUUUCAAGGAAUCGGACUUCUUCAAAAAGGCGGCGCAGCCAACUUCGUCUGUUGAUCCUUUUGGCGCCAAAGACCCAUUCGCCUCAGCCUUUGGAGCUCCUGCAAAACCAACGAAUGAUCCAUUCGCUUCCGCGUUUGGUCAAGCAAAAAGCGAACCAUUUGACGCCUUCGGUCGUAGCAAAUCGCCAAACGUGGGUGCUGAUCCGUUCGGUAGCGACCCAUUUAACGCACCUAAUUCUCCCUUACCUGCCGGUCGAGUGGAAAGCCCGACUCCGGCCUUGCCUCCCAAGAAGUCGAAACAACCACCUCCACGUCCAGCUCCACCAAAAGCUGUGUCUAGUGGUGUGAAAGGUCCCCAGCGCCCGGCUCCUCCCAUCGGCGCCACAAAAUCACCUGAUCCUUUUGCACCAUUGAGUGAUCCGUUUACUUCGGCUGGUGCGUCUAAGGAUCCUUUUGGUGGAUCGGGUUUUGCUGAUUUUGCAAGUUUUGAAUCUAAGUUUUCUGGCUCUUCAACUGGCGAGAGCUUUGAUGCAUGGGGAAGCACCAGCACUAGCAGCACAAAACCCACCAGCGAGUCACAACAGCACCGGUAUGCCGAGCUAGAAUUCACUGAAGAUCCCUUCAAAGAUGUCGGAUUUGGCGAUCCGUUUGCCUCAAACACAGAUGAUCCCUUCGCCGUUCCCACCAUCACCAAUAACGGAAUAAAGAUCAAGAAGGAUCCAGACAAUACGGACAAUUUCGAUCCGUUCUCCGCAGACAAGGAUCCGUUUGCCUCUUCCACAUCUCCUUCUAAAUCCACGAUAGAAUUCGACAGUCCGUUCGGUAGUUCGGCAUGGAACGGGCGGCCAGAUCCGUUCGCUGCUGCCACAGCUGCUGACAACAAUAACAAGUCUCCCUCUAGUUGGGGCAACGAUUUCAAGUUUUCCUCUCCCACCUCUAGUGGUCCCACUAAAAGUCCAACAUCGAUUGGCUCGAGCUCGUUAAAGAGCCGAUCGUCUUCCUCAUCGUCACCGAUGAAAAGUAGCAAAGUGUCUGCAUCUGAACCAUUGCCCAAGUUGAGCGAAGACGCCCAAAUCGCUUGGGUGGCUGCUGAGAGUGUCCGAUCGGAGCAGGAAAGGCGAAGGAAAGCGGAGAUGCAGGAAAUGGCCGAUCUGGAAAUGGCGAUCGCUCUCAGCAAAUCUGAAAUGAACAGUCGGUCACCACCGUCUUCAGACAGAUUAAUUUGACCCGUUUGAAAGCUGGCCACAUCUCUUUCUUCUUCCUUUCUAUUCCACCACACCCUGUUUUUCCUUCUUUAUAUGUAAUCUACGUGACCUACACAGUUUUUUCACGCUCCUGUUUACGGUACUUCCUUGUUUUCAAAGGCUAAAUAUUCAAAUGAGCUUUCCUUUGGCCUCUGAUGUAACAAAAUUCAAAAAUUACCAAAAGAAUCCAGCAAUACUUUGACCGCAAAAGGUAAUGCAUUGACCCAUGUGCGAGAGUGAAUGGUGAGCCGAAAAAAUUUAUUUCCUUUGGUGUUCAAUCUCCUUUAUUCCAUCACCCCCUUAUUGGUCAUAUCCCCAAACUAUUUAUAACGGCAACUGGAGGGCAAGACUGCUGUGUACAUUUUACUCGCACUUUUGUAUCCUUGCAUGUUGCCUUUCUUAGACUUACUUCCCACAAUAGUAAUAAGAAGAAAAAAAGUGUCGCUCCAAUCGCUGACGAAUGGGAGAAAGGCGAGAAAGUAGUCGGUGUGCAAAGUGGUGGUAGUUAUGACAACAGGAGUGUGCCAUAGUUCGCCCGUCAGUCGCUCGGAAAUUUUUUUUUCUUUAGUUCUUACAUCUUAUCUCUUAAUAGUACAAUAUGGUCCCAUCCAUCAUCACCAAACAGAUCUGUCUGAAGAAUGAAGAAAUAAAAAAGCGUUAUUUCGAUGCCGUAGUUGUUUUGCUCUUGGAACGUUAUUUUUGCCGUAGCCUGAACUUUUUCUUUAUUUCAACCUCUCCACUGCUACCAAUUUCUCCCCGUUUUUUUUUCUUUUCUUUUUUGUAAUUUAAUUGUUUCGGUAUGAUGCCCAGUGGCCACACGAGAGUUACUUUUUCCCACAAGUCAAUUUUUU